Molecule: messenger RNA, 703 nt
Organism: Danaus plexippus (monarch butterfly)
Lineage: Eukaryota; Metazoa; Arthropoda; Insecta; Lepidoptera; Nymphalidae
Product: circumsporozoite protein-like
Exons: 4
Coding region: 126-638 (170 amino acids)
Molecular function (GO): serine-type endopeptidase inhibitor activity; protein binding
Source: RefSeq, a predicted model, not a curated record
CGCAGAACAGGAAUCUGAGACGCUUAUAAAAACAUGAUAAUGUCAAUAUAUCAGCAGUGUUUACGACAGACUCGCAAAGAGUAGCACGUGUCGAGAGCAAAUAUUAAGAAAAUAUAGUUUUUAAAAUGGAGAAGUUGUGUUUUUUCUUUGUAUUGGCCUUAUUGAGCAGUGAAGCUCUCGGCUUAGCCUUCAGGAACAGACGUCAAGCUGAAAAUAAUGACAAUAAUGACAAUUUGGAAGAUAGGUAUGGUUGGUUUAGGCCGAAUAGACCAGACAACGGACGUUUUCCUGGAUUUCCAGACUUUUUUCCCGGAUUUCCUGACCAAUAUCCUCAACCACAACCACAACCAAGGCCACGACCACAACCACAACCGCAACCACAACCACAACCGCAACCACAACCACAGCCACAACCAACAACAGCGGUUCCCCCAAAUACAGCAUCCACUCAAUCCAGUGACGUUCGUCAGUGCAUCCAAUCUUGUCCUGUGACUGCUGAGUAUAAUCCUGUCUGUGGUUCAGACAAUGUCACAUACGAAAACCCUAGUAGACUGUCGUGUGCUCAGGCCUGCGGCGUCAAUGUAAACCUGCUUAGGUCGUCUCGUUGUCCGGCCCCGACACCAGCACCUACCUCAUAAAUAUUAGUUUCAUAAGAUUUUGUAGUACAAAACUCUUUAUAAAUAAUACAUUAGUUAAAACUAAA